Molecule: messenger RNA, 1623 nt
Organism: Verticillium dahliae VdLs.17
Lineage: Eukaryota; Fungi; Ascomycota; Sordariomycetes; Glomerellales; Plectosphaerellaceae
Exons: 3
Coding region: 1-1623 (540 amino acids)
Source: RefSeq, a predicted model, not a curated record
AUGAAGUUGCCCGCAGGUUCCAUAUUUGUAUUUCUCUCCACAGUAGCUGGCAUCAGUUCUGCCUUUCUGCAGAAGCGACAAUUCAGUGAUGACAGCUUCGACUGGGCCACCGUCAAACCUUCACGCAGCUUGCAGUAUCACGACUGCUAUGACGGGUUCAAGUGUGCGCGCUUGAAAGUGCCGCUCGACUGGACAACUGCCAAUUCGUCGAAAUGCGCAAGCUCAUCCCGCUGGGCUGCUAUAGGCAUAGUCACUCUCCCGGCGUCCGUUCCCGAGACUGACCCGUCAUUCGGCGGCACCAUUCUCAUUAACCCCGGAGGCCCCGGCGGGGGCGGCACUGAAAUGGUAUUGGAUAUAGGGUUGUACAUGCAGGCAAUAUUGGACGGAGAUCGACACUAUGAGAUCCUCGGGUUCGACCCACGAGGUGUGGCACUGAGCACCCCUCGCGCCGACUGUUAUAAUGACGACCUCAAACGAGCCGCCGACUUCAUCCAGAAAGAGGGACUGCCGGCGAUGACGUCCGGCUCUGAAGCUCUGACUCACCAUUACCAAGAGACAAGGGGCCCGAGUGACCUCUGUGCCGAGGCUGGGGAGGACAGCAUCUUCAACUACAUGUCGACCGCCUCUGUGGCGCGCGACAUGGUCGAGAUUGUGGAUCGCGUUGACGAGUUGCGGCACAAGAACUUGACCUCGGCGGAGGAUGGAGAGCGCGAGCUGCCGAAGCUGCAGUACUUCGGCAUCUCGUAUGGCACGAUUCUGGGCAAUACCUUUGCGUCCAUGUUUCCUGGUCGCGUGGGCAGGAUGGUGCUUGAUGGCGUAGCCGACGCCGACGACUACAUGAGCGGUACUUGGGCGAAGAACCUCAACGAUGCUGAAGUGGUCGUCGACAAGUUUUACGAGACGUGCUUCCGCGCUGGAGGACUCUGUCUCCUGAAACAGGAAGCAGAUGGCAGCGCGGCUGACAUCAGGAAGCGCGUGGACGACUUCAUACAGGCGUUGGUCAAAACCCCCAUCCCUCUUGCUGCAAAGUCCAGCGGUCAACAACUACGAGCGCAAGGAUGUCUGUGUCGUGCCAGGCGACUACUACCCUCCUCAAAAUUACACCUGGGACAGCGAGGCCGGAAUGGGUGUGCUUUGCGGCGAGCGAUCAAAGCCGGCGAGCGCAAUAACGUUUCCUGGGCUGAGAAUAUAGUUGAGCAGCUUGAUGCCCAGUCACCAACUGCUGGAGAGCCUUGGGCGCGGAUCCCGCUCUCCUGUUCGGGGUGGAGGUAUCGACCGAAAUAUGCCUUUAGGGGUCCGUUCGGCCACUUGAAUCUCGACCUUUCGAAAGCAGAAGACAAGCCCGCGGCUCCGCUCCUGAUUCUGUCGACGCGACACGACCAAGCUACACCACUUGCCAACGCCGAACAUCUGUCGACGCUUUACCCCGGAUCAGCCGUCGUCAUCCAGGAGUCUGUGGGCCACUGCGCCUUGGUCACCUCCAGGAGCGAGUGCACUGCGCAGCAUCUGCGGACGUACUUUGACGUUGGAAAGGUCCCGAGAAGCGGGACCACGUGCGAGGAGGACUGCUCUCAUGGGAUCCCCUUUGUGCCCUGUCCAGGUUUUGCCGAUACGCCGAGUUGA